AUGCCGAAGACAACAGCUCUUCCGAUCACCCUUCUCGGCGAUGACGACUUAGCCGGCGCAUACAUGGAUUGGCAACUCGGGUGCGGCGAGACGGACGAAACCUUAGGACUCAUCGAAUACGCAGCGGACUACGUCAACUUUUGCAUUGAUGAAGAUCCGAGAUCCUUCGAUCCAGUGGAUGCGAGUGGUCGACGAGUCGCAGUGACUUGCGGUCAUGUACUGCAUCCUUCCACGUCAGACGAGUGCGAAUACUGUCCUGUCUGCAUUGUCAUUACCUACCUGAAGGCAUUGUGGCUUGUUACAGACGUAUGGGACCGGAUCGGCGGCCCUUGGAAACCUUUUCUGGACCCCGAAAACAUCCAGCUAUAUCAACAAUUGAGGAGGACAUGGACACGAUUUCGGCUCGAGCUAGCCCAGCUUACUACGACUCUCGAAGAGGAGGCUGAUAAUGAAGCUCUAUGGGAGGCCCAGCAAAUGAACUCCGACAUCGCAGCAGAUGGCGUGCAAGCUGCUGCCAAUGCAGUGGUAGUUGCUCGAACCAUGACCAGGUACCCAGUCGUCGGCAUACUGGGACCACAGUCCUGGAACAAGGCACCGAGAUUCCAUGAGCCACUCCUCACUUCUAAGUUACGGCUGUCAAGAAGGAGGAUUCGAUUCGCUCCCACCACCACCGUUGCGAGAGACGAGUCUGUCCCGGAUGAAGUUCAAGCCCACCCACGCAGGUCGCAAUCACCAGUGAGCUUCAAGCCCGGUCGACCCACAGAAGAAUGGAAGCGGUCUGAUGAAGAGUACGAUCCUGGUGCGCACGCAGCACAGCAUCCGGAAGGAUGGUCAGACACCUCUUUUGCGGGUGACGUUCUAUACACCCUGGAGCAACUCAGAGUAUGCAUCAACUUGUCGCCAUUCCACUUGGAACGCUCUUGGAUCGAUGCAUACAGCAUUGAGAGCGAGGGUCCAGCAUGUGAACAUCGCUUUUGGAAUGAGAUCAAAGCUGCCGUUCGCGCAGGUCUGGAAAAUGGAGCGGUUUCAAAGGAGGAGCUGUUACACGCACAUUGGCUACUGGUUGGUACUUGUAAUGGAGUAUUUCAGGAUGUGGUAUUAUGCACACCAGGCGAGAACGGAGGAGAUGAUUUCUCGUUCUACAUCAAGUGGCAGAAGGAGCGUGCUCUAGGCUCUGAGAUUGGCCAAGUGCGCGAUGCAUUAGAGUACUUUCGCUUUAUCAAGUAUCGCGAUGCGCUCAUCAGCCGUACUCUACCAUUAUCAGCCUAUUCUAUUCUCCCUUCUCCACCCUCUACUCCGUGCCGCCAUAAGUCUCACACCACUUCUGACUGUGGGCACGUCUACUGUUCGUCCGUCCCAACGCUCGCUGAACUGUGUCCCGUCUGCGAAGUUACCGCCCACUUGUCUUUCCUCCACGCCAUCAGGGUGGCACAGGACAAAGCCGGCGGACCACGACUCCAUCCGGGACCAAGUGUCUGGGGCAAGUCGUAUGGAGCUAUUCGCACUGGUUGGCAUUCUUACGAACAGACAUGGGAGCUCAAGCACCCCUUCGAAGUCGAGGCUGAGCGGCGAACAAACUGUGCUUCCGCAGCCAUCGAGCUGGCUCUGGAACAGUCGCGAUAUCCCGCCCUUCUGAGCAUAGCACUACUUCCGUCAAAGAAGGGCAGGCUCGUUCCGAAGGUGAACAGAGUUAUAUCCGUUCCAAAGGUGCAGAUCAAACAUUACGACCAGGUCUUCGUGUCCGCAAUAAAGUUCAUCCGUAACCACCGUCGCAACACGUUCGCUCGUUCCAGUCAGACGUAUGAGUCGGGCGAGCAUGCCUGUCCACCAGACUUCGAGUUGCUCGACACACCAGGCGCGAAGUCCGAUUUCGGCGACAUUAAUAACCUCAAGAUCUUUGUCACCGACGAUGAGGAUGCAUUUGACAGCAUCCAGGAGAACUCACACCUCUUCAAAGACUCUGUAGGCGAGUACAAGGUCUUGUCGGCAUGCACACGUUGA
Messenger RNA from Didymella exigua CBS 183.55, 2001 nucleotides. RefSeq lists its product as uncharacterized. Lineage: Eukaryota; Fungi; Ascomycota; Dothideomycetes; Pleosporales; Didymellaceae. The coding region runs from base 1 to 2001 and encodes 666 amino acids. The transcript is spliced from 3 exons. The record is from RefSeq and is a predicted model, not a curated record.